AUGGAAUAUCAGUUACGUCAUCUAACAGAUACUUUAAAAACAUAUGAUGAAGAACAAAAAUGUACUGAUUAUAUUUCAACUAUACCUCUGCACUCUCAGCCAUCGUCUGUUUAUUUUAUUUUAUCUGACAAAUUUUGCGACAAAAUCUGUCCUAUUAUUCAACAGCAGCAACAAAUCAAACCAUCAAUCUAUAUAUUUUCUCCUCGAAAUAUACCACUUACAUCUAUGCGUGAAGGAUCGGAAAAUAAACGUUAUCAAUACUUUCUUAGUCACAUCCGCCUUAUCCAGAGUCUAUCAAAAGAUCUUGAUACUGAAGAAAAAAUAUCAAUGAGUAUUUAUAUACAAGACAUGAAAAACGUUUCACUAAAAUAUUUAGAUAAAGAAAGUCAAACAUUUCUUCUGUAUCAAAAGUUAACUAUUACUUUUCUAGAACAUCAACGUAGCACAACAGCAACAGAUGAUUUUAUGAAUAUAUUUAAGCAAUAUAUGGAAAGAUACAUAGUCAAUCUCGAAGAUCCUCAUAUAUUUAAAGAUAUAAUACUAUGGUAUAAAUCUGAUACAUUUAUUUCUCAAUUAUUAAAUGAAGCAUUAAGAACAAAAAAUAUUAAUCUUUUAUAUAAACUUCGAUCCUUUAUUAUUAAUCUUAUGAUUAAAUUAUCUAAUCAACAUUCUAAUAUAUUAUUAGAUGAUAAUAAUUAA
Adineta steineri is the source of this 699-nucleotide messenger RNA. The record is from the annotation of a GenBank genome assembly. Lineage: Eukaryota; Metazoa; Rotifera; Eurotatoria; Adinetida; Adinetidae.